Opisthorchis viverrini is the source of this 778-nucleotide messenger RNA. RefSeq lists its product as hypothetical. The record is from RefSeq and is a predicted model, not a curated record. The transcript is spliced from 2 exons. Bases 43 to 702 code for a protein of 219 amino acids. NCBI's taxonomy places the organism in Eukaryota, Metazoa, Platyhelminthes, Trematoda, Opisthorchiida, Opisthorchiidae.
GACCUUGUCUACCUGGGGUUCACAGACAGUGAGGUGGCGCUCAUGUUAUUUAUCUCUAUGCUAUUGGGACUUUUGGGGUUCGCCUUGACGGCAGUUCUGUUCUAUGGACUCAGUCAACCCUCAACGUGGAUGCAAAUCCAACAGCGAGCACGUCAACCCAGUGUAAUUCACCGUGAAGUUGUAUCUGCCACUGUGGUGACUUGCGGCGUCCUGAAAACUAUUGUUUUUCUACCCCUCGUGAUUGUAACGCUUUUGGCUCGACGAAUCACCAAUCAAGCAGUCGAGACGGGUCAACGAAUAAGAGAUUCGGAAACCGGUCAGAUGAUCCGUGACACGGUGAAUGUGUUUCGACGAGAACAGCUAAUCGAACAGUUUCGCGAUUUGGUUCGAGAAAGGCGCCUUUUGGAUAUACUCACUCGUCUUACUGUCCAUCGAAUCGUGGAGACUGCUGAUUUGGCCAGAGAACUGGAGAGACAAACUCGACCAACCCAGCCCUCCCCACUAACCGUCACAAUCAAAGUGAAGGCCAACACUCCGAGGGUGCUAGAACCCUAUAUGCAACUGCCAAGACGUCAUGAUGCUGCAUUCUUUUUUCUGCACCCAGAAUAUGUGGACCGUCUUUAUGGAUUCCAUACUAUGUAUCCGGCUCCGUUCUAUCCUCUCGAUAUUGGGGAACCCCGUAGUACUCUACUGUUGCACUGAAUGCGUUUUGAAGUUACUAAAUAUGGAUCACUGUUUAAAAGUAAACUUGCUGUUAUAUUUGCCCAUUCAAGCCCAG